This is a messenger RNA of Wasmannia auropunctata (little fire ant), 3080 nucleotides long. It is a transcript of the gene ome, whose product is annotated as venom dipeptidyl peptidase 4. The transcript is spliced from 11 exons. Lineage: Eukaryota; Metazoa; Arthropoda; Insecta; Hymenoptera; Formicidae. Gene Ontology annotation, molecular function: dipeptidyl-peptidase activity; serine-type peptidase activity. The record is from RefSeq and is a predicted model, not a curated record. The annotation marks the transcript as partial. Gene Ontology annotation, biological process: proteolysis.
CUGUAUCGUCACACGUACCUGGCCCAUUACAGGAUCGUGAACCUGGAGACUCUAACGGAGACGAUAUUGGCGGCGAACGAGUCGACGCCGCUGCAGCUCGCGACUUGGGCACCGCGCGGCAACGCCCUGAUCUACGUCCAUCAGAAUAACAUCUACUACAGACCGGAGGCGGAGGUGGCCAAUGACUAUCAAAUAACCAGCAACGGAGUGUUCGGAACUGUUUACAAUGGCGUGCCGGACUGGGUGUACGAAGAGGAAGUAUUCAGCUCGAAUGAGGCGCUCUGGUUUUCUCCGAGCGGCACUAAAUUGGUCUUCGGCUAUUUCGAUGACUCCAACACUCCUAUUAUGACCAUACCAUUUUACGGAUAUCCCGGAAGCUUAACUUUCCAAUACACGUCGGCGAUACCGAUUCACUAUCCUAAAAGCGGCACGACGAAUCCAACAGUCAAACUAUUUUGCGUCGAUCUCGACAUGGUGGUGCAAGGUAACGUGACUUUGGUGGAGAUCGAACAUCCGCCGGAGCUGUCUGCCUCCGAAAGGAUCCUGUCGGCGGUGGACUUCCCCACGGACAGCCUCGUGUACGCGACUUGGAUGAACCGGGUGCAGAAUAGGGCGUAUUUCCAGCUCUGCGACGUCGACAGUCUGCUGCCAAAUUGCACGACAGCGCUCUCGUAUAGCGAGAGAAACGGCUGGGUGGAGCAAUUCGAAGCGCCUAUAUUCAGCGAGGACGGUACGUCGUUUCUUCUGAUAUUACCGCAGAUACAAAAGAACGGCAGCAAUUGGCGACACGUUGUGCUGGUUACGAAUGCAACCAGCGGCCGACCGACCACCAUCGCCCUCACCUCCGGCUAUUUCGUCGUAACGGAACUAGCAUCCUGGGAUCGCGAGGAUUCCUAUCUGUACUACUUGGCCACUUCGGAACGCGAGUCGGCGGUUCAGCAUUUGUACAGAGUGCCGCUGCUGGAUCCGGGGCACAAGUCGACGUGUUUGACUUGUAACAUUGUCAGAGAGAAGGACGGCAGCCGCUGUUUGUACAACAGCGCUAAAUUCUCCACUGACAAUUCGCAUUACGUGCUCACUUGUGCCGGACCCGGAGUACCCGAUAUAGCUAUCUACAAUAAGAAUACCACGUUGCUCUCCGUGUGGGAGGACAACAAGGUAGUAACUGAUAUAAUAGAUGAAAGAUCGCAGCCGAUCGUCCACAGAUACAAAAUCCCGGUUCCCGGUGGCUUUAACGCCCAAGUGAGGCUGCUGAUACCACCCGGUGCUGACUUGAGCGGCGCCACGAAGUAUCCCAUGCUGGUCUACGUGUACGGUGGCCCGGAUUCGUAUCAGGUGACGGAAAAAUUUAACAUCGAUUGGGGCACGUAUCUUGUAACAAACAAAAGUAUCAUAUACGCCGCCAUCGACGGCCGCGGCUCCGGAUUAAUGGGUAACGACAUGCUGUUCGCCGGAUACCGCCGACUCGGCACCGUCGAAAUUUUCGAUCAGAUCAACGUCACCAGGCAUUUGCAGGACAAAUUGCCCUUCAUUGACCGUACCAGAACGGCGAUAUGGGGCUGGAGUUAUGGUGGAUACGCGACCGGCAUGACGCUCGCCAUGGACUUAAAGGGUGUCUUCAAGUGCGGCAUGUCCGUCGCGCCAGUUACGGAUUGGGCCCUUUACGAUUCGAUUUAUACCGAGCGGUUCAUGGGUCUGCCGACCGUUGCCGAUAAUCUGCAAGGCUACGAGCACGGUCAGCUGCUCAACAAGGUCGACAAUAUCAAGAAUAAGAUGUACUACUUGAUUCACGGUACUCUGGACGACAACGUGCACUAUCAACAGUCGCUGAUGCUCGCGAAGGUGUUGGAGCAGAAGGACAUCCUCUUUAGACAACAGACGUACACGGACGAGGACCACGGUAUCGUCCAGUCGCGAGCGCAUCUGUACCACUCGCUGGAGAACUUCCUGGACGAAUGCUUUCAGACGUCAUCAUGAUCGGAGCACGGGAUAGUGAUGACAAUCUAGACGCUGUACACCACCUGCCUCACACUUGUAAAUACUUUGUCACGUGUACAUAGUUUAUGUACGAUAUGUAAUAUGAGCGUUUAGAGAGAGAGAGAGAGAGAGAGAGAGCGUGUACAUAGCAGUGUGAGAUUGCCGAAGGAGGAUAGGAGAGAAGAGAGAAAAGAGAGAAAGAAAGCGAGAGACCGAGCGUAAAAAUGUCAGAAGAGAUGGAAUAAUUAAUUUAGACACCAGUGUCGUCGCGAAACUAUGCAGGGCAAGUCUGUAAGAAAACAUGUUUGAUACGUUUUUUAAAGUACCCGAUAAAAACGGUGCGUCGAAGGCCUAAUAACGGCGCGAGCUCCGGUCGUCUCGCCGUUCAGACCUCACUAGAAUGUAUUCCGUAUCGUCGCAGCUCGUACUUACAUUCUCAGCGCACAGGUAUUGUUCAAACGUUGUAUUAGCGCGCGCGGAACUGUUAUUCCUCGGAUGCGGAUGGCCGAAUGAAUCAACUUGACAUCAGUCAGUCAAUAGCAGAAAUAUAAGGCGCAAUCUUUCACGAUUUAAUGACGAUUCUCGUUUAAUGAGUUCGCGAUAUUAUUUAACGAAAUCUUAUUCCUAAGGUGAAUAAGAUAUUCGUAAUGGAAACUUAUUAUUCCUUGAUGAAUAAAAGCUUCCACUUAUAUCAUCAAUAUUAAAAAUAAAACGAUAAUCGGCAAAUUCAUGAAUUAAUUAAUACAAGUUUGUCAGUAAUCUAUGUGUCAAAUUUUUUCUCGGAGCUUUCCUGAGAUGAAAAAAAAAGUAUUUUUUUCUUAAUCUAAAUCAAUUACGCACACCACAAUAAUUUGAUCAUCUGGAAUAGCAUACUCUCGGUAUUCAUAUACAUUACAUUUAUUCAAUAUACUAGUAUGUUAAAUUAUUUUUUUGUUACUGCAAUCGCACUUUCUUUCCGAUAAAACAUUAAGUUGACAUAUCAAAAUGUUCACAUAUAUGAGUUCAGUUACCAUCUUGAUAAUGAGAUUUCUUAACAUUUAAAAAAUAUAUAAAUAAAUUUACGUUGACACAAACACACAUAGUUUUUCAAAAUAAAUUAGAGA